Molecule: messenger RNA, 864 nt
Organism: Peronospora belbahrii
Lineage: Eukaryota; Oomycota; Peronosporomycetes; Peronosporales; Peronosporaceae
Source: the annotation of a GenBank genome assembly
AUGGAAGGCUACAUGAUUCGGGUACCGACGGAAGCAUGCUUCCCGGAUCCAUGUCCUACUUCGAAACAACAGUCCAAUGCAAACCAACCAAUUUGUUCGCGUGCACUCUACUACGUAAUUGAAGCAGGCUAUUUGCGUGGCUACGAGGCACCGAACGAUGUCAAUGAGCCAGUUGAAUCUUUUCGGUUGACCAGCUAUCGUCUCGAGGUUAACACCAUGUAUUCACUCAAUAUUUUCGAGAUAAAGGCACGAAUCGUGAAAAUGCGUCUACCUCAAGAAUUUGUCGAAGAUACUUUGAGUUCAGACAACAUCAACGAUGGCAAUGAGCAAGCCGAUUCAGUUGCGUUGUAUACGCCCCAAACGCCCAACGCAACGUCGCCAAACGUAACUAACAACAGCUACCAUGUUGUAUUCUUUGCCGCAAACACAGAUCUCGUCAAAAAAUGGUCCGUAGAGCUGCUCAAUUGGAAUCGUUUCGUGUUUGGACCUUCCGCUGACCAUGAUGAAACAGAGCUCAAGGCAGCAAAAUUGGAGAUAGUUCAUGCCUUGGACGUAGUAAACGCUGCAAAUCGAUUUCUCCGGCCAGUCAAAAUACUGACACCACAUCAGAUCGAAACGAGGACAACUGACUCCCCAGCGAGCACGUUGGAAAAAGAUCGCGUCAAUGCUGCGUCUCUCAACGUGCCAACGCUUGCUCUUGACUCAAGUAACCUUGCUUUGACGGAAAGAGCCGAUCCAACCCCGAUCGACGACUUGGCAGAAGUUGUAAAACUCUCGGACUUGUCGACACAACCGCCAAAUCCGUGGUGGAUAGCCUCGUUUUGGAGACACAGGAAAAUCUCGUCGUGUUCACUUGGGCGUUAA